CCUCAGACUGUGCGGGACAGUGCCGGACCAUCGUAUUCCUCUUAUCCUGAGGAACCUCAGACUGUGCGGGACGGUGUCAUCCUUCCAACAGAUGAGAGGUUUCCCUGCACUGAGUGCGGGAAGUGUUUCCGUUUUAAAUUCCAUCUUAAUGUGCAUAAAAGAUCUCACACAGGUGGAAAGCUGUAUGCCUGUCCUGAGUGCGGGAAAUUGCAUGUAACGAAAUCUCAGCUUUCUGCACAUCAGAGAUAUCACACGAGGGAGAGGCCAUAUUCCUGUUCUGAGUGCGGGAAAUGUUUUGUAAAAAAAUCUGAACUUGUCAAACAUCAUAGGUCUCACACAGGCGAGAAACCUUAUCCCUGUUCUGAGUGCGGAAAAUGCUUUUUAGACAAUUACCGUCUUUACAGACAUCAGAAAAUGCAUGCAGGUGAGAAGCCGUAUUCCUGUUCGGAGUGUGGGAAAUGUUUUGUACAAAAAUCAGAUCUUGUCACACAUCAGAUGUCUCACACGGGGGAAAAGCCAUAUAAUUGUCCUGAGUGCGGGAAAUGUUUUGUACGCAAACAAAACCUUCUUAGACAUCAACGGGCUCACACAGGGGAAAAGCCACAUCUCUGUUCUGAGUGCGGGAAAAGCUUUUCAGAUAAGACACAUCUUUACAUUCAUCAGAGAUUGCACACGGGUGAGAGGCCGUUUUCCUGCUCUGAGUGCGGGAAAUGUUUUGUAGAAAAAUCACAGCUUGCCACACAUCAGAUAUCUCACACGGGGGAAAAGCCGUAUUCUUGUCCUGAGUGCGGGAAAUGUUUUUCAAGGAAGUCAUAUCUUUGCGCACAUCAGAGAUCUCACACGGGCGAGAAGCCGUUUCCCUGUCCUGAGUGCGAGAAAUGUUUCUCAAGGAAGGCACAUCUUUACAAACAUCAGAAAGUGCACGUGAGGGAGAAGCCACUUUCCGGUCCUGAGUGAGGAAAAUGUUCCUCACUGAAGUCCCGUCUUCCUGUACAUCAGGGGUCCCACACAACCCUCGAGGUGUAUUAGUGAGU
This is a messenger RNA of Rana temporaria (common frog), 1034 nucleotides long. Its product is annotated as gastrula zinc finger protein XlCGF17.1-like. The annotation marks the transcript as partial. Lineage: Eukaryota; Metazoa; Chordata; Amphibia; Anura; Ranidae. Gene Ontology annotation, biological process: regulation of transcription by RNA polymerase II. The transcript has a single exon. Gene Ontology annotation, molecular function: DNA-binding transcription factor activity; RNA polymerase II cis-regulatory region sequence-specific DNA binding. The record is from RefSeq and is a predicted model, not a curated record.